UUGGUCUUGGCCGCCGCCCAGCAGAGUAAACAAACGGGCGCUGGGUCUGGCAGGGUUUGGUUUGGUUUUGUUUCUUUCUUGAGUUUUGUUUGUCGUGAUGUCCAUCGAGGAGGAGGAGGACACCAGCCUCAAGGAGCUCGUCACCAAGACCCUGCAGAGCAACGGCGUGCUGGGCAGGAUACAGGCGCAGCUACGGGCAAGUGUGUUCCUGGCCCUGGAGGAGGAGCUGCGGGAGAAGUCCAUCCCUCUUGUCAGUCCGCCCACACGCAAGGUUCUAGGGACUCGCGAAGGGGCGGUGGCAGCGAGUCUCGUCCACGACUUCCUCCAGUGCCUUGGCCUCGACUUUUCCCUCUCCGUCUUCAUCCCCGAGUCUGGCCUCCCUGCCCUCUGGUCCUCACACAGCCCUGAAGCCUUGUCGUCAUCCCUCGGGCUCUCCUCGGCCAGUGCUGGGAAGGGGGAGAGGGAUGGGGAUGAGAAAGGGCACAAAACUCCACUCCUGAUUGAACUCCUGCGGGAACGGGAAACACCACCUUCAUCUGCACGUGAGCAAAAUGGGGAGGCCAGCAACAGCAACAGCAUCUCCUCAAACAACAGCAACAGGAGAGAGAACAACAACCACCACCACCAACAGGAAGAGGAGAAGGGGGAUGGAGGUGAAAGCAAACACCCCUUAGACCCUCCUCUAAAAGCCCCUGGGAGCUCUCUAGGGGGUAAGGGGAGGGGAGAGGAGGACCAGGGGCAGGGCGGGGGUGGUGGUCUCCUCUUUCCCUCCAGCCUCCCCCCGCUGAACCUGGAGAAUGGGCAGAGAAGAGACGGGAAUGUAUCGGGAAAGCUUUCUACUGGAGGGGCAACCACCUCCACCAGCACCAAUGCCAUCAAGCUACAAGACUUCGUGCCGCCAGACGAGAGCAAGACCGACAGUGAUGCUUCCCUUAAUGGUGAGGACAAACAGUACGAAGACGACUUUUCUUCCAUGAGUGAGAAGGACGGCCACGAUGAAGAGGAGGAGGAGGAAGAUGAGGAGGAGGAGGAAGAGGAAGUGGAGGAGGACAUUGAGGAGGACCUUGACGACAUCUCUGCUGACGAUCUCUUGAAUUCCUCGGCCUCAGGGGUUUCCGACAUCACGAAAGAUCAGUCCCUCUCACAGGCCAGCAGUGCCCCAGCCUACCAGGAGGACCUAUAGCUCGUCCCUGCCCCUAGUGGUAAUUCCUGGUACCUCUUCCUGCUGUGUUGCAAGGACUUACGGACAGCCUUGGUACCUGGUUGCAGCGUCAAGCCCACCACAGCGAGCUUUUCCUGAUGUGUUGGGGCUGUUUACAUUCCUCUCUCUCUUUCUCGAUUUCUGCUCAUUUCUUUUUUUUUUUCUUUUAUGUUUUCAUCUAUGUGUGUGUGUGUGUGUGUGUAUGUGUGUGUGUGUGUCCUCUGAUUCUGUCUCUUUGUGUUUCUGUGUCUGUUUUUUUUUCUUGUUUCCUUUCUUUAUUCUCCGUCUCACUCCUCCUCGGUUUCUGCCCAGUGCCGUUUCUUUCUCUCGUCUCUGUUUUAUCUACGUGUGUGUGUGUGUGUGUGUGUGUGUGUGUGUGUGUGUGUUUUAUCUGUAUACUUUCUUUUUCUCCAUCUCUCUCUGUCUGUGUAUGUCUGUUUCUCUUGUGUUUUCUUUCUACAUUCUCUCUAUCUACCUCUUUCUGUGUGUGUGAGUGUGUGUGUGUGUGUGUGUGUGUGUGUGUGUGU
This is a messenger RNA of Eriocheir sinensis (Chinese mitten crab), 1728 nucleotides long. RefSeq names its product centrosomal protein 43-like. Gene Ontology annotation, biological process: microtubule anchoring. The record is from RefSeq and is a predicted model, not a curated record. The transcript has 8 exons. Gene Ontology annotation, cellular component: centrosome. The coding region runs from base 98 to 1183 and encodes 361 amino acids. NCBI's taxonomy places the organism in Eukaryota, Metazoa, Arthropoda, Malacostraca, Decapoda, Varunidae.